AUGUAUCCUGACGAAGUCCUGGCUGGCCUGGUGCAAGCCGCAACCGUGCUAGCUGAUGAACAGAAUCGAAGUUCAUCUUCACUGGGCAAGCGGAAACGCGAUGAGAAUGACACUCAACCUACUCAACUUGCCGACAACUCCCAGUCCAGUGAUGUGCAUGACCCCGGAGACGGAUCCAACCAACCCCAGCUUCAAAACUCUGCCUCCAUUUUGUUUCGCGAGCCUUCAGCCAAGAGCCGAAAAUACAGCAGACCCCCUUUGGGGAAGGUCUUCAAUUCCCUACAACUCGCCCCAGAGAACUUCCUGCGCCUUCAAAAUGCCGCGAAAGCCUUUAUGCUUGAUGAGGCGCACCCUGAGCGCAGGGAGGUGGUUGGACAUAAGAAACAUAUGGGAGGAGCAGACGUUGCAAAGUUGAAUCUAUGGCGAUGCGUGGAGGACUUCUUGGCAGGCCACGGAUAUGGAGCAAAGUACUUCGGUCCUGGAGUCGGAAAUGACAUUCCGGGAGCGCCUAAAAGAACUAUCUUAUGGCCACAGGAUGGCCAGGUGAUUGUCAAACUGAUGAUGCCGCUGAUGAGAAAGAUGGUCACAAAUGAACGCCAACGAGUUUACGCAGCAACUAGUAGGAAAGGAGGCACGGUACCAACGGACCACACUUCAAAUUCUCCCAUUGGGGUAGAUGGCUCGACCCUAUUGACAGAGAACGGUCUAUCCCCAACACCAGUCCCCACCACAGCAGCUGUGCCAGAUGCCGCAGCAGCGAUCCCAGCCGAAGUUCUAACACAGUCCCCAAGUGAGGCGCCGCCGCCAAACACGGUAUUUAAACAAUCAACUGUCCUUUAUGUCAACGUAGUGUCAAAUACCGGUGGUGCAUUAAGACGAGAAGUCCCUCGGUUCACCCUUACACCGGAAUCCGCUCCUAGCCUGGCCGCUUUGAUUGCCGAGGUCGACAAGAGGUACAAGAGACCAGCAGAUCCAGAUAUUUCCACACAGCAAAAGCAGCCAAUUGUGAAGGUCUGGCUGACCGACGGGUUAGUGACGGUUGCAGAGGAUGGAGAAUGGAUGGUAGCACUUUUGAGUGCAGGUGUGGUUGACUGGAUGGACGGCGAGAUCAGGGUCUUGGUUGAGGUCUAA
This is a messenger RNA of Exophiala aquamarina CBS 119918, 1131 nucleotides long. RefSeq lists its product as uncharacterized. NCBI's taxonomy places the organism in Eukaryota, Fungi, Ascomycota, Eurotiomycetes, Chaetothyriales, Herpotrichiellaceae. The coding region runs from base 1 to 1131 and encodes 376 amino acids. The transcript has a single exon. The record is from RefSeq and is a predicted model, not a curated record.